Oldenlandia corymbosa var. corymbosa is the source of this 1650-nucleotide messenger RNA. The record is from the annotation of a GenBank genome assembly. Lineage: Eukaryota; Viridiplantae; Streptophyta; Magnoliopsida; Gentianales; Rubiaceae.
AUGGAAACAAAGACGGCGAGGAGGUUUUUUGAGAAACCAAAAAGGUUGGUUUUCAAUCGUCUAGGAGGAGAAGGCCACCGGGGUAACAUGCCAAUCUGCAGGUAUUGGCUCGAAGGAAGGUGCAACAAGAACCCUUGUAAAUAUCUUCAUCCUGAAUCAGGACAGCCACAGCCACAGCCACAGCCACAGCCACAGCCACGAAGACAACUAAAACGGCCUUAUUUUGUAUCUUCUGAUGAGAGCGUUGGUGAUAAGUUCAAAUCCACAUUGAGGAAUCCCAAUCCUUCCUCUAAGAUAUCUGACGAGCUCAUCGGCAAUAAGUUCAAGACCACUUGGAUAAAUCCCAACCUUCCCUCUAAAAUGGCAAGAGCUUCACCUACUGAAGGUGUAAAUUCUGAAGGGAAAAUUGUGCACGUGAUGAAGAAACAGGAAUUGAUCAAAGGAGACUCGGUCGCUGUUGAAGUAAUUCCCCAGAUGGCUCAGAAGGAAUUGAUAAAAGGAGACUUGGCAUCUGUUGAAGAAAUUCCCCAGAAGGGUCAGAAGGAAUCGAUAAAAGGAGGCUCUGUCUGUGCUGAAGAAAUUCCCCAGAAGGGUCAGAAGGAGUUGAUAAACGAAGACUCUGUCUCUCUUGAAAUAAUUCCCAAGGUCCAGAAGGAAUUGAUAAAGGGUGACUCGGUCUCUAUUGAAGUAACUCCCCAGGAGGCUCAGAAAAAGAAGCUUUGUCUGUACUGGGUUACUGGCAAUUGUGUUUAUGGUGAAAAUUGCAGGGAUGUGCAUUCAUGGUUCACUGGUUCCGGAUUCUCUCUUGUGGCUAAGUUAGAGAGGCACAAAAAGGCUGUCACUGGAAUCUCUCUGCCUUCUGGCUCAGACAAGCUCUUUUCCGGAAGCAAGGAUGAAUCUUUUUGUACUUGGGAUUGUAAUAGUGGUCAGUGUAUUACCACUGUUAAUACAGGCGGUGAAAUUGGAUGCGUGACCAGCGAAGGUCCAUGGAUAUUUAUAGGUGUGCAAAAUGCUGUAAAGGCUUGCAACCUUGAAACCCAAACUGAGCUCCUCCUCCAUGGAGCAAAUGGCCUUGUUCGUUCUGUGGCUGGGGCUGUUGAUAUGGUUUUUGGUGGAGCAGAGGAUGGUUCUAUAUUGGUGUGGAAAUCCACCCCCGAAUCCAGUCAACCUGUAGUGGCGGCCACUUUGCAGGGCCACAAGCUAGCUGUAGUAUCUCUUUUUGUGGGAGCUAAUUUUCUGUAUUCAGGCUCCAAUGAUGGAACAAUAAGAGUGUGGGAUGUGAAAACUUUGCAUUGCCUGCAUACACUAGAAGGUCACUCUGAACCUGUAACUUCUGUCAUGUGCUGGGACACUGAAAGCGGAAAAUUGGAAGUAGUACAUGAAUUUGGGGAAGAAAGUGGUAUACUUGCUCUACGUGGGAUACAUGAUGCAGAGGCUAAUCCAAUUCUACUAUGCUCACGAGCUGACAAUACCGUCCGCCUAUACAACCUGCCAUCCUUUACUGAGAGGGGCAGGAUUUUUGCCAAAGGAGUUGUUAGUCUUGAAACGAUGGAGAAAGGCGGGUUUUUUUUCACAGGUGACUCUGCAGGACAAAUUUGUGUUUGGAAACUGAAUGCUGCACAAUCAAGUGAAGGGGGUGAGAAUUCAUGA